AAUUUAAUCUUCUAAAUGUAUGCUUUUGCAGGAUUGUGCCUGUCUGAUGAUGUGAGGUCCCAACUUGAUGAGCUGAUGAUGGAGGCUCUUUUACUGCAGGUGUCACUGCCUGAGAUGCAGCACAUUUACCAGAUCUCCUGUGCAGCCCAGUACCCUGUAGUGGAAAGUCACCAGCAACGAUCUGAACUGCUGAAUUGCAAACCAGUGGAGGUCAUGCAGUGUCUUGCAGAGACCUGUACUUCUACAGCUGAGGGUGAAGGUUGCUGUUUAAAGCCAAUGAAGAGAGAAGGAAACUGUGAGAAAAAGAAGAGACGGCUUGAAAAAGAUGGUUCAGUGGGUGAAAAGAGAGAAAAAUUGAAAAAACUAAACAAUCCAAAAAAGGGAAAUGUCGAAUUAAACCAGGAAAGAACAAAAAAUUUAAGUUUGGUGAGAAUAGAAGCGGAAAAGUAUUUGGAAUUUCUACAGCCUCAUGAGGCACUGUCAGUGAUAAUGGAGCCUCCAUACUCUGAGCCAGAGGACUCUGAAGAUGAAGAUGCAAUCUGCCCGGCAGAAAGCUGCCAGCAGCCAGAGGGGGAUGAGGUCAGUAUUCAUACGGUUAUUCUUCUACAUUGGAGUAUAAUGAGGUGCAUAAUAGCUUUUGAAUAUUUUAAUCGAAAGGGCUAUAUUUAGCAGAAUAAGG
Rhincodon typus (whale shark) is the source of this 679-nucleotide messenger RNA. RefSeq names its product lysine-specific demethylase 5B-like. Bases 16 to 669 code for a protein of 217 amino acids. The record is from RefSeq and is a predicted model, not a curated record. NCBI's taxonomy places the organism in Eukaryota, Metazoa, Chordata, Chondrichthyes, Orectolobiformes, Rhincodontidae. The transcript is spliced from 2 exons.